This is a messenger RNA of Lottia gigantea (owl limpet), 616 nucleotides long. RefSeq lists its product as hypothetical. The transcript has 3 exons. The record is from RefSeq and is a predicted model, not a curated record. The coding region runs from base 56 to 541 and encodes 161 amino acids. Lineage: Eukaryota; Metazoa; Mollusca; Gastropoda; Lottiidae.
CAAAGUGAUCUUCACAAUUUGUCUCAGCAACAACACAGUCAUUGAAUUUAUCAAAAUGAACGCCUUUAUAACAGUAUCCAUGCUUCUAUCAAUGGCCUUAGUUGGCAGUGCACAUUUAUUUGGACAUCCUGCAGCACCCGGAGCCGGAGCGGGAUCUGCAGGAACUGGAGCAGGAGGUCCAUCUCCUAAUAUGAUUCUACCUCUGUUAAUGAGAAGUGGUAUGGAUAUGAGAACACUCAUGAUGAUGAUGUCUUUGUCCAAGAAUGGACAAGGUGGUCCAGGCGGGGCUUCUGGUAUGAGUGCACUCCCACUAAUGAUGGCUCUCCGUGGUGGAUCCGAAAACUUACUGCCAUUAAUGAUGAUGAUGGGUAAGGGAAAAUCAGGCAAAAUUGAUCCAAUGAUGAUGGUGAUGAUGGCUGGAGGAAACGACAACAUUAUGCAGAUGCUCCCAUUCCUAAUGACAAGAAACAACGCCGGUCCCGGAAUUGAAACUACAGCUCCAGCAGGUGCUGCCCAACCCAAACCAGCUGGUUUGAUCUAAACUAAAAAAUCAAAUGUAUGUUGUAUGAAUGUUAUUUAUAGAAAGAAUAAAUGAAUUAGUUUUUUAACCCUUUUC